Messenger RNA from Phlebotomus papatasi, 3512 nucleotides. RefSeq names its product fragile X messenger ribonucleoprotein 1 homolog (gene Fmr1). Bases 114 to 2144 code for a protein of 676 amino acids. The transcript is spliced from 11 exons. Lineage: Eukaryota; Metazoa; Arthropoda; Insecta; Diptera; Psychodidae. Gene Ontology annotation, molecular function: translation regulator activity; protein homodimerization activity; mRNA 3'-UTR binding. Gene Ontology annotation, cellular component: neuronal cell body; dendritic spine; axon. The record is from RefSeq and is a predicted model, not a curated record. Gene Ontology annotation, biological process: regulation of dendritic spine development; positive regulation of translation; anterograde axonal transport.
GUUGAGCACAGAUGGCGGUGUGUUUGGUGGGGAUUGUCACUUUGUUUCUCCGACUCGUCGCUGUUUGGCGAAUGCGCUGCGUGCAGUAGUGAAAAACAAAAAAAGCUUGAAAAAUGGACGAACUAGCGGUGGAAGUUUGUGGCGAAAAUGGAGCAUAUUAUAAGGGUGUUGUCACAGACGUCUUCGACGAUGGUGUCAAGGUUGCUUUCGAAGAGGACUGGCAAGAAGAAUCGAAAUUUCACUUCAAUCUCGUACGUUUUCCACCCGCCGAAGCGACAACCCUGCCACAGUUAGCCGAAGGAAUGGAAGUUGAGGUUUACUCGAGAUCCAACGAACGGGAAGCCUGUGGCUGGUGGAUGGCAUCAAUAAAGAUGAUCAAGGGCACCUUCCAUGUUGUUGAAUAUCUCGGUUGGGAUCACAGUUAUACAGAAAUUGUUCCGGUGGAUAGAUUGAGAUUGAAAAAUACCAACCCGCCCAUCAAUGCCAAAACCUUUCAUCGAUUCGAAAUUGAUGUGCCGGAAGAUCUUAGGGAUUAUGCCAAAGUUGAGGGUGUAGACAAGGAAUUUCAGAAAGCUGUACGUGCACUCGUAUGUCGCUAUGUCCCCGAACGUGGUAUCUACAAGUUUAUCUCGAAGAAUGAAAUGUCACAGAAACGAGCCCUAAUGAUGCAGGAUAUGCACUUCCGGAAUCUGAGUCAAAAGGUAACACUGCUUAAACGAACGGAAGAAGCUGCAAGACAACUGGAAUCGACUAAAUUACACAAUUCUGGAGGAUAUUCGGAUGAAUUCAGAGUACGUGAAGAUUUGAUGGGUCUUGCGAUUGGAGCACACGGUACUAAUAUUCAGACAGCACGAAAAUUGGAUGGUGUUCUUCACGUGGAACUCGAGGAGAAUACAUGUACAUUUAAGAUAUUUGGCGAUUCGGACGAGGCUGUUAAAAAGGCACGAUCCCUGCUGGAAUAUAGUGAAGAGUCCAUCCAAGUACCGCGUAGUCUAGUUGGCAAGGUGAUCGGCAAGAAUGGUCGCAUAAUCCAGGAGAUUGUUGAUAAGAGUGGUGUUGUACGAGUGAAAAUUGCGGGGGACAAUGACACGCAACAGAGUAUUCCCCGAGAGGAAGGUCAAGUUCCUUUUGUCUUCGUGGGUAUCGUGGAAAAUAUUGCCAAUGCCAAGGUACUCUUGGAAUACCACUUACAGCAUCUGAAGGAAGUCGAACAACUGCGCCAGGAGAAAUUGGAGAUUGAUCAGCAAUUGCGAGCACUGCAGGGUUCAUCGAUUGGUUCAAUGCAGAGCUACCCAUCAUCUCGACGAUCUGAACGUGGCUACAGCAGUGAUAUGGACUCGAUGAAUCGUUCUGGACGCGGUGCUCCACGUGGUGGACGUUUACGUGGCCGUGGAAAUCCACGAUUUCAUCCAUCUGAUUCGAGACGCCGCGAAAAUGCUGACGAUGACUAUCACUCACGUGGUGAUCACAAACGCAACUACAUGGAUGGCAGCGGUGCUGAGGGUGGCAGCCGAAGUGGCGGCGGUGGCGGCAGUAGCCGCGGCGGUAGUGGCUUCGAAAGGGGUGAACGUCGUGGUGGACGCGGUGGAAAUGAUCGUAGGCCCGGCGAAGGGAGGCGGGAUCCUCCGGAAUAUGGGGCAAAUCGAAGUGAGAGUUUCCACCAUCAGCAAAAUCACGAGGAAGUACGCGAGAGUCGAGAUGUGAGCAGUGUCGAUCGAGCAGAUAGUCAAUCAUCGACAGAAGGCGGUGGUGUAAAUAAUCGACGACGACGCCGUCAGAAGAAUACGGCGCAUUCAAGUAAGCUGGCGAAUGGUAUUGGGGGUAAUAAGGCGAAUAGCUUGAAUGCUGGCUCAAUGAGUAGUUCGGUUGCUGGGGAGGGUACUGAGAAGACGCAGGUUGUCGCACAAGGUGGCAGUGGACAGGCUGCCAGUGGCACAAACAGUGCCCCAACUGGUAAUCCCAAUCCGAAAGGACAACGAGAGCCCCGAAAUCGCCGUGGUGGUGUUGGUGGGAGCAAGCAUCAAGGUAAGGGAGGAUCAAAUGCUACUGCAGCACCUAGUGCCGGUGGUGAUGAUCUCUCUGCAGCACCUGGUGCCAAAUCAGCUGCUCCAGAAUCCAAUCACAUUAUCAAUGGUGCAGCCUAAAAACAAGAAGAAAGAAAAACAUGACACACUCUCACAAAAUUACUCACCAACAAAAAAAAAAGAAGAAAAAAAUAUCCUCAAUACAAUUUUUUUGAUGGAAUGGGUGAGAAAAUUGAAAUGAGGAAAAGAGUGAAGAGAAAAAAAACAGAACACACGCAAGAGAAUUAAGAAGACCUUAUGCAUUAUGAAAAGGACGAUGAAUAAUCUAUCACAAACCAUAAAUAUUUCGACUUAAUGAAUUACCGAAUUUGAGACACUUUACCCGAUAUAUAAAAAAAAAACAAAACAAAAAAAUUGUUGUGUAAUGAAGAAGCAACAUAAUGCUAUGUAGACAUUUUUUCUUUAAAUUUUUGUUUUUUUUUUUGCAUAAAACAAAAAUCAGUGAGAGCCAGUAAAAUAAAAAAAAAAUUGUUUGGUUUGUUUCUAUUUAAUUUUUUUUCGUUUUGAGAAAAAAACCAAUUAAAACUCACAUAAAUUUUUUAUAGAAUAUUUAUAUUGAAAAAUUAUUAUUAUUAUUAAUAAAAAAAAAAUUGAAUAUGGCUCAAUUUGAAGAAGAAAUGCUUACAAGAAAUAUUAUUCAAAAUUAACAUAUAGAAAAUGAAAAAAAAAAUAUAUGAGAAAUAAAUAUUUCACAAAAAAUACAUCUUCUAAAUAUCAAAAGGAGAUGUUUAAAAAAAAUAAAUAAAAUAAAAAAAUAAACUGCAGCUAGCAGCUUGAAGUAGAAUGAAGAAAAGGUAAAUUUUUUUGUGUUUUUUUGAAAAUUUCAAAAAAGAAAGAAAUUGAAUAAAAAGCACAAAAUAUUAAAUUAUGAGAGAAAAAAAACAAGAACCAGCAAGAAUUUAAUUAACGUAGAAAAAAAAUCAAAGUGUUUCACGUAAUAUGAUCACCAAAAUUCGAAUGUUAGUAGUGUAUGCAAAAAUGAGAACAUGGUGUACACUUAAAAAAAAAAUUCUCCCCCUUUUUGUCAGUUAUAUAUUUAAAAAAAAAAAACAAAUUGGUUGUUUAUUCAUAUUUUUUCUGGGCUUGAAUAAUAAAUUAAAAAAAAAAUGAAUGAAAAAAAUAAAUAAAUAAACCUUCUGGACUAUGAAACAUCAAAUAAAAUAAGUAAAAAGAAUUAUUACACUCUAGUGAUGAAUGAAUUUUUAAAGUAAGUGAGCUUUUUGUACUACCGCCCUCCUUCCCUGUCUGCGGGACUUUUUCAAUUUCCUAAUCCCCAAAUGAGUUAAUAAUCAACAUUUUUUUUUGUUUUUCACAGUAUAUUUAAUGGAAUUUUUUUGAACUGAUAUAAUUACGGAUUAUAGAACUGUUUUUUUUUUUGUCAAAUCCUAGGGUUAUUGCUAUUAUUCGUAUAAUGAGAAGGAGAAAUGA